GUCAAACUUAUGAUAUUCGAAAUAUGUAAUAAUAUGACAAACUUUAAGAAGCUAAUAAAAAGGAAUAUUUUGAUACGUUAAAAAAAUCUCAUAAGAAUGCAUGGUAAUAAUGGUGGACUUAAAAAAAACAAAACAAUUUUUCUUUAAUUUAAAAUGUAAUUAAUAAUUAAUUUUAAGCAGUUGAACAUAUACUUUAAUAAGAACGCUAAGAUUUGAGGGCAGAUCCAGAUUAUAAAGACAGUAAUUAAUCAGCAAGUAUUCAUUAUGCAACCUUAAAUAAUAAUAUUAACAUAUUGAAUUUGUUAAUAUCUCAUAAUGCAGACAUUAAUUAAUAAAAUAAUUUAAAACAAACAGCAUUAAUGAUAGCCUCUUAAAAAAACUACCAUAUAAUUGUUGAUAUAUGCAUAAAAGCUGGAACAGAUAUAAAUAUAUAAGAUGCAAAAUUAAAUACAGCUUUACAUUAUGCAUGUGAAAAUAAUAGUAUAGAAAGCGUUAAAAUUUUAUUGAAUCAAAAGAACAUAUAAACAGAAAUAUAAAAUUAUUAAAAAAAAGUAGCCUAUUAAAUGUCUUCCAAUCCUGAAAUAUAAUUUUUAUUUGAUAAAUAUAUUAAUUAAAAAAAGCCUUCUUAAAUGGAGUUGAAAUCUUCUAUGUAAUUCAAUCCAAAGCAAUAAUAAAAUAUAACAUAAAUAUCAACAUAUGAAACAAAUUAUAAUAUAAAUAAUAUAAUAUCAAACGACUAAAUAAACCUUUCAUCAAUAAGAGAUUCACAAAGUUCAGCUGAUUCCAGAAAUAUUAAUGAAAUUAAUUAAAAAUUAGGGCCUAAUAACUUUCAAAUAAUAUCAUUAUUAGGAAAAGGAGCAUUCGCUUAAGUAUAUUUAGUUGAAUUAAAAGAAGAAACAGAAACCAAUCAAAAAUAAUACUAUGCAAUGAAAAUAAUUGAAAAAUAAAAGAUAAUAAAUAAAAAUUUAACAAAAUAUGCUAUAACUGAAAGAAAUGUAUUAAGUUCAAUAAACCAUCCAUUUAUAGUAAAAUUAAUAUCUGCUUUUUAAACAAAUAAAUACUUAUUCCUUAUUUUAGAUUAUAUGCCAGGAGGGGAUCUUAGUUAAGCAAUUUAAAAUGAAAAAAAGUUUCCAGAAAGCAAAGCAAGAAUUUAUAUAGCUGAAAUUUUGUUAGCAAUUUAGUAUUUGCAUUCAAAUGGAAUAAUUUAUAGGGAUCUAAAACCUUAAAACACUAGUAUUAGAUUCUUAAGGUCAUGCUAUGUUAACUGA
Ichthyophthirius multifiliis is the source of this 1268-nucleotide messenger RNA. Its product is annotated as protein kinase domain protein. Lineage: Eukaryota; Ciliophora; Oligohymenophorea; Hymenostomatida. The annotation marks the transcript as partial. The record is from RefSeq and is a predicted model, not a curated record. The transcript is spliced from 3 exons. Gene Ontology annotation, biological process: peptidyl-serine phosphorylation; intracellular signal transduction. Gene Ontology annotation, molecular function: ATP binding; protein binding; protein serine/threonine kinase activity.